AUGGUGAGGUGGUUUGUGGGGGGAUGGUGGGUUUUUGGGGGGGGGGGGGGGGGGGGGGGGGGGGGUUUGGGGGGGGUGGUGGUAGAUUGGGGUAUGUGGUGGGGGGGUGGUGUGGUUGGUUGUUGUGGGUGUGGGGUUGGGUGGGGUGUGUGUAUGGUGGGGGGGGUGUGGGGAUAUGGGAGGUGUGGUGGUGUUUGGGGGGGGGUGGUUUUGUUGGGGGUGGGGGUUUGUGUUUGUGGUGGGUUGGGUGGUUUGGGGGUGGGGUUGUGUAGUGGUGGGGGUGUGUGUGGGGGGUAUAUUGGGUGGGGUGGGGGGGUGGGUGGGGGGGGGUGGUGGGGGGUGUGGGGUGGGGGGUGGGUGUUUGUGUGUGGGUUGUGGUUGGGUUGUGGGGGUGGGUGGGUUUGGUGGGGGUUGGUGUGUGGGGGGGGUUGUGGUGGUUGUUUGGGUUUGGGGUUUUGGUGGUUUUGUGUGGUGGGUGUGUGUGUGUGGUGGUGUGGGUUGGUUGGGGGGGUGUUUUGGGUGGGGGGGGUGGGGGGUGGUUGGGUGGGGUGUGGGGGGGGGUGGGGGGUGGGUGGGGUGUGGGUGGGGGGGGUGGGGGGGGUGGGGGGUGGGGGGGGGGGGGGGGUGGGGGGGUGGUUUGUGGGUGGGGGUGUGUGGUUGGGGGGGGGUGUGGUUGGGGGGGUGGGGUGGGGUGGGUGUGGGGGUGGUGGGUUUGUGGGUGUGUGGGGGUGGUGUGGGGUUUGUGUUGGGGGGGGUGGGGGGGUGAUGGUUGGGUUGGGGUGGUUGAGGGUGUUGUGGUUUGUGGGGGUUGUUGGGUGUGUUGGGGGUGUUGGGGUGUUGGGUGGGGGUGGGGUUGUUGGGGGUGGUUGUGUGGGGGGGUGGUGGGAGUGUGUGGGGGGGGGGUGUGGGGUUUUUUUGGGGGUGUUUUUGGGUGGUUUUGGGUGUGGGGGGGUGGGGUGGGGGUUGGGGGGGGUUUGGGGGUGGGUUGGGGGUGGGGGGGGGGGGUGGGGGGGGGGGGGGGGGGGUGGGGUGGUGGGGUGGGGGGGGGGUGGGGGUGGUGGGUUGUGGUGUGGGUGGUUGAGGGUGUGGGGGGGGUGUGGGUGGGGGGGUGGUGGGUUUGUUGGGUGUGGGGGUGGGGAGUGGUGGGGGUGGUGGGGGGGGGGGGGGUGUGGGGGGGGGGGGGUGGGGGGGGUGUGGUGGGGUGGUGGUUGGGGGGGGGGGGGGGGGGGGGGGGUGGGGGGGGUGGGUGUGGUGGGGUGGGUUGUGGUUGUGGGGGGGGGGGGGUGGGUGGGGGGUGGGGGGGGGUGUUGGUGUUUGGGUGGUUGGGGGGGUGGUGUGUGGGGUAGGGUGGUGUGUGUUGGGGGGGGGUGGGGUGGGGGGGGGGGGUGUUUGGGGUUGGGGGGGUGGGUGGGUUGGUGGGGUUGUGUGUUGUGGGGGGGGGUGUGGGGGUGGGUGGGUGGUGGGGUUGGUGUGGUUUGUUGUGUUGGGGGUUGGGUGUUUUGUGGGGGGUUGGGUGGGGGGGGGGGGUUGUGGGGGUGGUGUUUGUGGUGUGGGGGGUGUGGGGGGGGGGGGGGGGGUGUGUGUGGUGGGUGUGGGGGGGGGUGGGGGUGGGGUGGGGUGGUGGGGGUGGUGGGGGGGUGGGGUGGGGGGGUGUGGGUGGGGGGGUGGUGGGGUAUGGGGGGUUGGUGGGGGUGGGGUGGGGGUUGGGGGUGGUGGGGUGUGGGGGGGGGUGGGUGGGGGUGUGGGUGGGGGGGUUGGGGAGUGUGGUGGGUAGGGGUGGUGGGUGUUAGUGGUUUGGGUGGUUGGUUGGGUGGGUUUGGUGGGGGAUGGUUUUUUUUUGUUUGGGGGUGGUUUUGUGUGAUAGGGGGGGGUGUUGGGGGGGGUGGGUAG
This is a messenger RNA of Knipowitschia caucasica, 1890 nucleotides long. The record is from the annotation of a GenBank genome assembly. Lineage: Eukaryota; Metazoa; Chordata; Actinopteri; Gobiiformes; Gobiidae.